CGGUACAGUAUAAACUAUUUCCAUCAUUGUGUAGUAAGAGCAGACAGACAGAUGAUGGAUUAUAUUGGUCAUCGACGGGAGCUGGACGACUUUUCCGCGUGUUCAACGAGUGUUUAGGAGCUGCAUGCGUCGUAUAAUAAAAAAUAAAAAGAGAAGGUAUCUGUCGCUGGUAUCCCCGCACGUACACACACAAUGGGACAAUGGGUAACGGUGUGCGAGAGAAGAAAUGGCCUACUAGUAAGUUUGAUGAAUUACGAAAAUGAACUAAUACCCGGCCGGGCCGGCGGCGGCAGCUGUGCGAUUCGACGUACAGCGAUUAGCAGCUUAACCACGCACGCGUCACGUGACUGGUAGAAAAUACGAACGUUUACAGGUAAGAGGGACGUGUCACCACCAAGUGUGGCUUUAGGCGACACAUUAUUAUUAUUAUUAUUCCAAGCAUUAGCCUCCACCGUCGGGAACUCGAGCGGCAGCCCGCUUCCGCUCUCCGGGACAGGCGCGCUCCAUACGUGCUCGUCCCCGAGGCAGUACGUGGCGACGCGAUGACGUGGCGCCCCGUCGACGCCUCGCCUCGCCUCGCAGUGCGGACCGAGGCCAGGCAAAAUGGCGGCUGCGGACUGUGCGCGAGCAGCCGCCCCGAGCAGAUGACGGCGGAGCGCUGAGGGAGCGAAGGAAGGAAAGGACAGCGAAACACAGACAGAGACACGGAGACAGAGUCAGACAGCGGGAGAGGCGGGAGAGACGGAGGCAGGCAGGCAGGCAGGCAGAGGGAGGAAGAGAGCGAGAGAGAAAGAGAGAGGCGGCGGCGGCCCCACCAGCGCGCGCGCGCACACCACCAUGGAGGACAUCAACUCUAACAUCAAGGCGGACCUGGAGGUGCGCAAACUGCAGGAGCUCGUGCGGAAGCUCGAGCAGCAGAACGAGCAGCUGCGCAGCCGCUCCGCGCUCCUCUCCUCCUCCUCCUCGUCCUCCUGCUCCUCGACCACCUCCUCGUCCUCGCCAGCCGGCAGCUCCGGGACCGGGGCUCCGAGCGCCUCCGCCGCCGCCGCCGUCCGCCCGCUCAGCGGCGGCUUCGAGGCGGCGGCGGCGACCCUGUCCGCGUUCGCGGCGCCGCGAGGCCUCGGGAACGCGCGCUGCGGGAGCCCGCGCCGCUCGUACGACGGCAGCGCGCUCUUCCUCGGGAGGAGCGUGAGCGGCGACGGGGCGUCGGCCGCCACCGCCCCCGUCAUCAUCGCCCCCGUCGUCGUCGGACUGCCGGCCGGCUGCUGCGGGGACGCGCCGGAGCGCGCGGACGAGGCCGAGACGUCGGUGCUGGACGAGGUGGAGGUGCUGGACCUCGAGGACAUGGACUGUCUGCAGGAGGACGAGGACAGCUGGCUGUAUGAGACCAAGCUCAGCAGCCCCCUCCAGAAGGCAAUGAGCCCCGUGGUUUGGUGUCGCCAGGCCCUGGACAACCCGAGUCCCGACAUGGAGACGGCCAAGCGCUCCUUGCUGCACCGCCUCGACCUCAUCAUGUCAGCCAACAAGAGGCGGAGUCUGUACGGCAGUCCUUACAGCCCCGCCGUGGGCUACAGCAGCCCAUUCAGCCCCAGCGGAGGAAACAGCCCCUACAGCAGCGGCUUCAACUCUCCGUCGUCGACGCCGGUGCGGCUGCCCAUCGUUAAGCAGCUGGUGCUGCCUGGCAGUGCAGGACACCAGCGGAGCACAGUGGACAGGAACCCCCCUGCGGUCAGUCCCCAGUCCUCGGUGGACAGCGAGCUGAGCACCUCCGAGAUGGACGAGGACUCGGUGGGCUCGUCCACCACCUACAAGCUCAACGACGUGACGGACGUGCAGAUCCUGGCGCGCAUGCAGGAGGAGAGCCUGAGGCAGGAGUAUGCUGCUACUGCGUCUCGCCGCAGCUCGGGCUCCUCGUGCCACUCCCUACGGCGCAGCACGUUCAGUGACCAGGAGCUGGACGCCCACAGCCUGGAGGACGAGGAGGAGGCGGUGCACCCCGCCUUCCACCCGCCAAUCAACCGCUUCAGCCCCUCCCCCCGGCACUCGCCGCGCCCUUCGCCGCGACACUCCCCCAGGAACUCCCCCCGCUCCCGCUCGCCGGCGCGCUCUCUCGAAUACAGCCGCGUGUCGCCGCAGCCCAUCAUUAGUCGACUCCAGCAGCCCCGCCUCUCCCUGCAAGGCCACGCCCCUGACCUGCAGACCAAUGUGGUGAAAAAUGAAGAGAAGCUGAGGCGCAGUCUUCCGAACCUGUCGCGGGCGAGCGGGGCCCCUGUGGCGGAGCCCGUCAAGAACAGCCGCAGCUGCGAGUCCAAUCUGCAAGUGCCAAACGGGGGGUCCCCGCGGCACCAACCGCAGCCUUCCACACCACCCCAAGGGCACUCAAACGCGUCCCGUUCCUCCCCGAAAACCAAACAGCUCCUCCAGAGCCCGGCGUCUUUAAGAGUCAAAGUGUCCUGUUGUUUUGGGGAAGACAGAGACUUCAUCCCCUCCCCUAGCAAGCUCCGCACCCCAGCCACGCCCUCCCCACUGGCCCUGCGGCAGCCCGUUAAGGCGGUCUCCAGCCCGGGACCCGCCCCCUCUGGCCUGCCUGCCCCAGUUGGUGGAAAUGCCACGCCCUCCCGGCCCCUUGGCCCCGCCCGCAGCGGCCUGCCGCGCCCCAGCGCCUCCACAGGGGGCGGCGGCAUCCCGGUGUCUCGCAGCCGACUGGCUCAGCCCGUGCGCAGGUCUCUACCUGCUCCUCGGAGCUUCAGCGGUAUGAAGGACGACAGCUGGAAGGAGGGCUGCUACUGAGGGAGACUUCGCCCCGGGAAAAAAGGGCGGAGCUGUGGGGCAAAGGUCACAAUACGGCACUUUAUUUGCGACACCGGGCGUUUUUAGAAAAUGAGAAUGAGAUCAAAGCAUAAAAGUCACAUGGAUUUUCCACACAAUCGGAACCUCGCGCGGUGUCUCGGCACCGGAACCACAACAGACCCACGGUCCUGCCCGUGACGCACCCCUCCCCGAGAAUGCCAAAGAACCAAGAGAGACCACAGCCCACGUCAAACCAGGCGGCCCCACCCGAGACGCGGUCGUGCCCGGGCCACGAAGCCGCCUAGAUGCGUCUCUCCAUCAGGAACCCAGCGACGGCCCUGCCGGACCACCCGGUUCCGGUACUUGAGCUCUGCUCUGUAACUAUGCAGGGGUUCUCCAAGCGGACGAUGACCUCUGACCCAGGAACGCCCCCUGCCUCAUUUCAUGCCUGUCAAGUGCCUGAGUUCUUCAAUCCAAAUGUUUGUGUUGCUUGUACUUUUCUGGCCUGUGGUGAGACCUCCAUGGGGUCAGGACCUAAACUGACAGCAAGGCGGAGCAUCUCAUCCCACGAUGGCUUCCUCUCUGGCUCCACUUCCUCACUCUCUGACCCCGCUUCCAGGGAGGCCUGUUAGCUGGAGCUCUCAAGCUCUCAGUCCUUGAAGGGGGUGGGGGGUUCUUUGUUACCAGAAUGUUUGUUCACUCUCUUUUCAGCGUUUCUGCAUGGCCCUGGGUUUGACAAGCAUUAAGGGGACUGUCACUUUGAUUUAAAACAUUUAUUUAUUUAAAAUACCUCCUUUGAAAUAUGUAUUCAUCUGCAGUUUUUUUCUUUUCUUUUCUUUUUUGUUUGUUUUACAUUUUUUGUUGUUAAAAAUCAGUUGCAAGGAUUUUCCUCCCUAGUGUUUUAGUAACAACUGGAACGAGGGGGGCGCAAACCCACAGCGGCGAACAGGAAGAAGCGUCUUUUCCCCGCUGCGGGUGGCUCAUGUCGACUGCUGGAGCGCCCCGCUCUGGUGCUUGAGGGUGACGGCGAGCGUGUUUCGCGCCCAGUGGGCACGGCUCACGCAAGCAGCUGUUAAAAUAAUGUAGCGACCCCAGGAAGCUGCCGAGGCGCCUGGACGAAUGUCAUCGCCGCGGUUCGAUAAUCGGCAAAAGGCGCGGGAGGCACCGAGGGGCCAGCGGACGGGGGAGGCCCUCCGGUGGCUUGGGGUCGGCGCGGCCUUUCGGCCGCAAAGUGCGUUAGCCAUUUAUACCGAAACUAGUGCCUAUGAUUUCCGCCUGUUCCGAGGGGACUUUUCUCUCGACUGUGUUUUUUCGUUUGGUGCCAACGGCUUUGAUUUGCCAACAUAUCCCAGAAUGCACUUGGCUCCUUCACUGCUUUUGGUUUCCACGAUUCCAGUAAUUCUGUGUAUUUUCUCUCGUUUGCAAUUGCACCAAAGGGUGGCUGUGGUCUUGGUCUGAGUAAGCGGAACCUGCCAAGGUUCGAAUCCCACCUGCGGUCCGUUCGCAUUCUCGCUUUCCUGGGACGUGACGCUACGGCCGAAGCGCGGUGUCCCACUUCGUGAGACGACCACACGCCCCUCGACGACACAUUUACAAUUGCUUCUGAGGAGUAUGUACAAUAUGCGCCUUGAUAUUUAAAAGUAAAUAAAUCUGUAAAGGACUUUAUUUAUUGAAGGGGCGGCGCCCGCGUGGCUCUCGGCUUUGCUGUCGGCCGGUUGCCAGGCGGUCGCUGCUGGGUGGUCGUUGCUAGGUGAUGAGCGUUGCCAUGUUGUGUGAUCAUUUGUUUACCAACUUUUAUAUUGUCACAGACUAUACUUUGUUUCCCCAUGUAAAUUCACGUUUGAAAUAAAAGUGCGACCACGGCUGCUCUCGGCCCGCUGCUCUUCUUCUGUGC
This is a messenger RNA of Scleropages formosus (Asian bonytongue), 4684 nucleotides long. RefSeq names its product SLAIN motif family, member 2 (gene slain2). Bases 838 to 2790 code for a protein of 650 amino acids. Gene Ontology annotation, cellular component: microtubule plus-end. The record is from RefSeq and is a predicted model, not a curated record. Gene Ontology annotation, biological process: microtubule nucleation; cytoplasmic microtubule organization; positive regulation of microtubule polymerization. Lineage: Eukaryota; Metazoa; Chordata; Actinopteri; Osteoglossiformes; Osteoglossidae. The transcript has 10 exons.